AUGGCAGGCGGUGGAUCAUCUUCAUCAAACGCUUCGAGACUGAGAAAGAGGGUUGAGGCUGACACCUCUUCUUCUACUGCUCUGAAACGUGCGAGAGACGGCAGUGCUUUCGCCAAAUGUGAAGAAUGCAACAAAGAUGUCCCAGUUGCCCUGAUAAGCUUUCACAACUGCAGCCUUGAUGCCAAAAUUAAGAUGAAUCUGGAGGCCCAAGUUGUGGAAAUGCCAAGUGAGGUUAAAAAGAAACCCCCAUCAGAAAGGAAAAAGUCUUCUAAGAAGACAGAAUCAAGUGUCCAAAAGGGGAAAACUGCCAACAAUUCCAAAAAACUGAAGCGCCCUCCUACGGCAUUCUUUGUAUUCAUGGAUGAUUUUAGAAAAUCGUUCAAGGAGUCUAAUCCUGACACCAAGGGUGCGGCGAAGGUUGCCAAGGAAGGUGGUGAGAAAUGGAAAUCAAUUCUGGAGAGGGAGCCCGAAAGCCCGUUUGAGCUGAGGUCGAGGACAGAAAUCUGUGCCGGCAAUCUGAUUGUGGACACGUCAGCACGGAGCAAGUUGUGGGAAAGAUUGGCGCUGUUCAAAUACGGCAUCCUUUGCAGGAAAUUGGAAAUCUCAGUACCCCCUGUGAAGCGGUUGCUGGAGAGGUCCACCGUUGUAAGAACGUCGGGGUUGGCGAAGACCGGCAAGGGCCCUUCAAGCCCGCAGCUGGCUAAUCUCACAUCGAUUAAGAUCCCACAAAUUGUUGAGCUUGGACAGAGAAGCAGGGAUGCGGCCGGUCAGCUUGUUACCGCCCAAUCUCAACACGGUGAGAGUGGUGAGGGCGGAGAUAGUGUGCGGGAUAUUGCCCGUCAGCUGGUUGUGGUCGAUCGAGAGCUCGGACAGGUGGGGCAGGCGGAAGAUAGAUUCAGGUAUGGGGCCGGAGAGGCGAUUUCCAGUGAGCACAAGAUUGGGGUCUGGAGAGUCAAUUGGGUGACCCUUCCGGAGAGAGGGUGGCAGACCACACCUACCCAACCGCCACUGCAGGGGUCGGACGCGUUGGUCCACGUGCUCAGACUUGCGGUUGUGUCGGUGGAGAUGGCGUUCUUGAAAGCCACAAGAGCAUCUCUGUCGGAUUUCCAGCAAUUCGAUUUGGCGGAGGAGAUUGUUAGUGUGGUGGCGAUGCAGAUGAGGAGGAGGAGGAGGAGGAUAAUACUGAACCGGGAUUUUGGGGCUGCCAUUUGA
Molecule: messenger RNA, 1212 nt
Organism: Striga hermonthica
Lineage: Eukaryota; Viridiplantae; Streptophyta; Magnoliopsida; Lamiales; Orobanchaceae
Source: the annotation of a GenBank genome assembly